UUUUUUUCUUCUUUUCGUACAUGGCACGGUGAGCGAGGGAGAGGGGUUUUCGGUUUCAUAGUUCCUGAUUUUUUCCUUCAGAAUUUCGUAUCAGAAUGGGAGGUUGCGACGUCGCCGAUGGCGGAGAGGGUUCGAGCAUCGAUGCCGGAGGCGAGGCGACGGUGAACAUCCAGUGCUUGAACGGCUCGAAGUUCGUUGUUCAGGUGAACUUGAACGCUGUUGUUCAGGUUUUCAAGUCAAUCAUUGCUCAGCACUGCGAAAUUCCGGCUCACCAGCAGCUUUUGAUCUACAAAGGACUCAUACUGAGGGGCGAUCGAACGCUUCAAAGCUAUGUUAUCUCACAGUCAUUGUUCUCUUGCUUGCUUGUAUACUUAAGUUUGUGCACAUUGACAAGCUAUGCCUGUCUUGAGGAAGAUCACACUGUUCACUUAGUUCAAGGUCUUUCCUCAGAUGCACCGUCACAUAGUGCAGCCACAAGCCAUGCUGGAGUCAAAAGUACGAAUUCAACAGGUGAUGUUGAUUCUGAAGGAGGUUCGCCACUCGGAGGUUUCGGUCUUGGAUCUUCAUUUCUUUCUACACUGCUGAACGGAUCAGGAAACGGCAGUGGUUUAUUUGGACUUCCAAUUCCUGACAUGCUCACCCAAAACCCUAACAUGAUUCGGGCUAUUUUGGAUGCAUACCAGAUAUUGAGCUCGACAAUCAGUCCCGAAACCAUGCACGAUUUGAUCAUGAACGGUUCACGUGUGCGUGAGUUUAUGGAUCGUAACCCAGAACUUGUGCACAUAGUUAACGAUCCUGAGACCAUCCGUAAAACCAUGGCUGCUGCACAAAACCAAGAAUAUAUGCGUAAAACUUACAGGGAAUUGAGCAACAUUGAGUCCUCCCAGUGGAUGUAUGAGAAUGUACAGCGGCCCUUACUUAAUUCAUUCAUCAUGGCUGGUGACAUUAUGUCUGGCUUGGUAGCUCAAGUUGGCGGACAAGGUGGAGUUCAAACGGCUAGUUUAGCAUCUCCUGGACCUGAAACAACAACUAACUCUGCUUCUCCGAAUACGAGCCCACUUCCCAACCCUUGGGCCUCUGGUGAAAGUGUUCUGUCAAAUCCUAUCGGCAAUGCAAGACCUAUUUCAGCAGGUGGCCUAACAGGAAAUGGUGUCCCUGAUUUGGAGCAUCUGCUGGGUUCGAUAUCAGAAAUUACCACUAUUGAUCAAUUAAUGGGAAAGGAGAACAUUUCUCAGAUGAUGCGCAGUCUUUUAUCCAGUCCCCAGCUCAUGAAUCAGAUUCUUGUCAGCAAUCCAUCUCUAAGGAGCAUGCUUGAUUCCAGUCCUCAGCUUAGACAUACUAUGCAGAAUCCUGAAUUUAUUCGUCUAGUAACUUCGCCCGAGAUGAUGCAGGUAAUUCGGACCAUUUUCCAGUACUCAUCUUUACUUCUCCGUCUUGGCGCAUCUGGGCUGAAGUAUAAUUUCAUGUAUAUGAUAUAUCCUCCGUUGUUGAUCACAUUGGAAACUCGAACAGGCGGUAACAUUGCAUUAAAUAUGCUACUGAACAUGUUCGCUAUUUGUGGAAGUUUUGAUGGCAUUAGAAGCAGUCUUUUCGAAGAAUCCCAAGCGUCUUCUGAAGAGAUAUACAGCACUCAACUCUCCGAGUUACAGGAGCUGGGUUUUACUGAUACCCAAGAAAAUAUUCAGGCACUGAUUGCAACUGCUGGGAACGUUCAGGCUGCAGUCGAACGCCUUCUGGAAAAUCGUGAUCGUUAACAGCAUUAUGGAAAGAUGGAAUCGUAGAUUUGGGAAAAACUGGAUCAAACAAAUUUGUAGUGUUUUGUUUCUUUGGCACAAGUACUAGCCGAGAAAAGGAGAAUGUAACUGAAAAACGGAAAACGGAAGAUGAUGGUAUCUCAAAUGCUCGCAAAUACAGUGUGAAGUUUCUGACCCAAAAAAGAAAAAUGGUAUCUAAAAU
Messenger RNA from Striga asiatica, 1956 nucleotides. NCBI's taxonomy places the organism in Eukaryota, Viridiplantae, Streptophyta, Magnoliopsida, Lamiales, Orobanchaceae. The record is from the annotation of a GenBank genome assembly.